Drechmeria coniospora is the source of this 633-nucleotide messenger RNA. RefSeq names its product AhpC/TSA family protein. The record is from RefSeq and is a predicted model, not a curated record. Lineage: Eukaryota; Fungi; Ascomycota; Sordariomycetes; Hypocreales; Ophiocordycipitaceae. Gene Ontology annotation, biological process: cell redox homeostasis; cellular response to oxidative stress. Gene Ontology annotation, cellular component: cytoplasm. The transcript has 2 exons. The coding region runs from base 1 to 633 and encodes 210 amino acids. Gene Ontology annotation, molecular function: thioredoxin peroxidase activity.
AUGCCUGUCGAGCUUCGCAAGCGCAAGGCACCCCAGCCUCCUCCUGCACCUACCCCGCCUGCGAAGAAGAAGGCUGCCGCGAAGCAGGCUCCGGCCAAGAAAGCUGCCGCCCCAAAGGAGGACCCAAAGCCGGCGGAGAGCAAGAAGGCCGUCGCCAAGCAAGCCGUCGCCGUGGGCGAUGCCCUCAACCUUGACGACUUCGGCGGCGAGGUCGAGACGAACGACGGCGAGAAGACUAGCCUGAAGAAGCUUGUCGAGCAGAGCAAGGCCGGCGUCGUUCUCUUCACCUACCCCAAGGCCUCGACCCCUGGAUGCACCACCCAGGUCUGUCUUUUUCGCGACUCGUACAAGCCCCUGACGGCCGACGGGCUCGCCAUCUACGGCCUCAGCACCGACUCACCCAAGGCCAAUACGAACUUCAAGGAGAAGCAGAAACUUCCGUACCCGCUGCUGUGCGACCCGCAAGCAACCCUCAUCGCCGCCAUCGGCCUCAAGAAGCAACCCAAAGGUACUCAGCGUGGCGUCUUUGUUGUUAGCAAGGAUGGCAAGGUCCUCGCCGCCGAGCCUGGCGGCCCAGCGGCCACGGUUGAGAGGGUCAAGGCCUUGGUGGAGGAGUUGAAGUCGAAGAAAUGA